This is a messenger RNA of Lichtheimia ornata, 483 nucleotides long. RefSeq lists its product as uncharacterized. Bases 1 to 483 code for a protein of 160 amino acids. The record is from RefSeq and is a predicted model, not a curated record. NCBI's taxonomy places the organism in Eukaryota, Fungi, Mucoromycota, Mucoromycetes, Mucorales, Lichtheimiaceae. The transcript has a single exon.
AUGGGUACAUGCCCUACACAAUGGGAAAACAAAAAAGCGUCCGGUGUCGUGUACAUGCCGCUUGAGCCAUACCUAUCGCCACCUAUUAUCGUAGAGGUGCAGCACUCGGUUGAUAUCGAGUUUAUUUUUCGGAUCAUGUCAUACUGCGAGCAGCUCUACUCUCAAGUGAACAUUGCACCCGUCGUUCUUAUCAUCGUCGUUUCAAGUAUCAAUCAUGAAGUGCUUGGAAAGUGUCGUGCACGCAAACAAGUUCCAUUCUUGUUUCAAUAUCGAAAGGAGACCUGGGCAAAGUCUUGCUAUCGUGCGAGUGUAGACACCAUCCAUCGCCACACGCAAAAAGUAUCCCUUGAUCCAAUGGUCAACUUGAUGGCUUUCUUGACUGGGCGCAAACCAUCGUUAUCGGAUUCUGGAUACAGCACAGAUCCAACAAUGCAACAACUUUAUUCGAUUGCGGAACGUGCCUUCGUGUCGUGUCAUGAAUAA